Messenger RNA from Nerophis ophidion (straightnose pipefish), 2192 nucleotides. RefSeq names its product neurotrophin-4. The coding region runs from base 748 to 1905 and encodes 385 amino acids. The record is from RefSeq and is a predicted model, not a curated record. The transcript is spliced from 2 exons. Lineage: Eukaryota; Metazoa; Chordata; Actinopteri; Syngnathiformes; Syngnathidae. Gene Ontology annotation, biological process: negative regulation of neuron apoptotic process; nerve development; memory. Gene Ontology annotation, molecular function: growth factor activity; nerve growth factor receptor binding.
UAACAUGUGCCAAGCCCCAAGUCACAUGACUCUAUGUUGUAUAACUGCAAAACGGGCUAAGUGAUUAGAAGUGAAGAAGCAGAAUAAUGAAUUGCAGAAAAUACAAUCAUUAGUACCGGAUGUUAGGGAAAGGGGAGUAAACCUUCCAAAUGAAAUAGUGCGCAUUUAAAAAAUGCUGAAUGACACAGGACUGCAGAUUUAAGGUCAUAGGUCACGCUUGGAGUGUUUAUUCACAGAUUUUUAGGUGACGCCAUGUUUGUUUACGUUUCUGCACGUGCAGAUUAGCGUUAGCUUUAGCAUGCCUGCAUACUGCCAGGGGGCAACCGGAGACGGAGAAGAAGAAACCAUGUUUUCGUUGAGGCGUGCAGGCGCCCAAGCGAAGCGUGUGAUUGGAGGAAAUGUAACAACAACAAAGUACUUAUCGAUGACUGAGCGAGCGGUGUGGCCGCGUCACGUUCAUCGCCGCGCUCGCAAGAUUAAUCUUCCACGCUCGCCUUGUGCCGACUCGCAGUUGGAAUUGCCCUUGGCUGGUUCCUUCGUGUGUGUGUGUGUGUGUGUGUGUGUGUGUGUGUGUGUGUGUGUGUGUGUGUGUGUGUGUGUGUGUAUGUGUGUGUGUGUGCGUGUGUGUGUUAACUGCCAGGAUUAGCCUUUUUAACAUGGCGUCAUUGCGCUAAACACCUGGCUUCAUCUGACAGCUCGUCCAGGACGACCACACGCAAACAGACCUGCUGAUACGUCUUGGGAGUGAUGCACUGGCUUCCCCUGGUUGCCAUGGUGAUCGCCUCGGCUCUGCCCUUCCCUCACAAGCCCUUGUCCAGGAGCGCCGCCGCCGCCAGCGUGGAGCCCGGCUUCAGAGAGGACGACGACGACAUGGCCGCCACCCACAGCCGGGAACACCUCAGGAACCUUACAGCUUUAGGUUUGGACCCCAGGGUCAGUUUGGAGGUUCCUGAGAAAAAAGGUCUCCCAAAGAACAGACACCAACAAGACCGCUUCAGUCUGGUGGACAGCUUUCAGGACUCCAGACCCACACAAGCUUCUGUGGUGGAAACCCAAAUAGGUGAAAGUCCUGCUGCGGGUCCCAGGAGUUCCAGACGAGGGGCGCCGACUGUUCCCUCGGAGCAGCUCAGGAACGGGGCCACACCGGCUGAGGGCACCCUGAGGGCGAGCCCAGGAACUGCGCUGGACACCGUCUUGGAAGGGGACGACAUGUUUCUGGACGCGCACCCACGGGUCGUGUUCUCACCCUCGGGGUCGCCGCCCGAGGACCCGCCUCUGCUCCUCAUGCUGGAGACGGGCCUGCUGGAGGAGGACUCGGACGAGCCGGAGGAGCCCGACGAGCUCAUCGAGGGUCACGGGGACCGGGCGAUCGACAGGGGCCUGAGAUGGGCCAACGCCUCGGGGUUUACGGCCGACGCGGCCCGCCCCGUCAGAAGGGACAAGCGCUCGCAUUUGAUGGACAGGCGGCGCGGGGAGAAGUCGGUGUGCGAGUCGGAGAGCGUCUGGGUUACCGACAAGAAGACGGCCGUCGACUCGCACGGCCAGACGGUCACCAUCUUGCAGGAUAUCCAGACCCAGACGGGGCCGCUCAAACAGUACUUCUAUGAGACGCGGUGCCGCCAGGCGGAGCAGCAGCAGAGCGCCGCCGGACGCCCGCCGGGCGCCAAGGGGCCGCUGUCACAGCCCACCGGCGUGGCCGGCGCUGGCUGCUUGGGCGUGGACAAGAAGCAGUGGGUGAGCGAGUGCAAGGACAAGACGUCGUUCGUGCGCGCCCUCACCAAGGACGCCAACAACCGGACGGGGUGGAGGUGGAUCCGCAUCAACUCGUCCUGCGUGUGCGUGCUGCUGUCGAGAGCCAAUCAGAUACUGGGGAGGGAGGUCUUGGCAAGGAGGGGGCGGGGCUAAAGAAUCAAAAACCUCAAAGACUCUUUUUGUACGAUUACUCUUUCAUCAUCUAAGUUAUUAGUACGUACGCAUGAUAUUAAUAUAUUCCUCCAUGUACGAUAUACGUGUAUGUAUGGAGCUUGUAUAUUUAUAGAAGAGUGGUGACUCCAACUGGAGGUCCACAGUAGUGCUCCACGCCACACCUUUGAUGUUGGAGCUGGAGCAUGUUUUUAGAUUCCAGCUCAGAAGCAGCAAGUUUGAGCAUCCUGCCAAACGUGGGAAUAAAGGAUCUUUGUACGUACAAAGAU